Geodia barretti is the source of this 564-nucleotide messenger RNA. The record is from the annotation of a GenBank genome assembly. NCBI's taxonomy places the organism in Eukaryota, Metazoa, Porifera, Demospongiae, Tetractinellida, Geodiidae.
CUGGCGCUGGCAUUGGCCCGCGAGGGGCCGGAUCUGGUCAUCUGCGGCCGCAACAGCACCGAUGGGGAGACGGGGCAGGUGGGGCCGGAAGUGGCUGAGCUCAUGGGCCUGCCGCACGUCAGUCACGUGAGGCGGCUUGACCUCAGCGAGGACCGUCGAAAAGCCGUGGUGGAAAGGAUAACUGACGAGGGCUUUCAGAUCUUGGAAUGCGACCUUCCGGCGGUCAUAUGCGUAACCGAAGGGGUUGCCCCGGAAUUGUUUCCCAACCGCGAACAGAUGGAACAGGCCGCGACAAAACCGGUGGAUGAAGUCAACUGUUCGAUGCUGUCCGACGACAGCUCUCAGUUCGGCGCUUCAGGGUCGCCCACCUGGGUCAACGAGAUCCGUCUGGUUGAGCCGAACCGGCUGGGCGUAACUCUGCAGGAAGUAACGCCGGAAGACGCGGCCCAUCAAAUCGCGCAGUCGGUGAAGGAACGGCUGGCCGAGUUGGAUUCAACCGAACCUGAAACGUCCGGCGAACCGCUUCUCGCUAUCCUGGUGCCACCGACCGGAGCAUCUGGGUAG